Closterium sp. Yama58-4 is the source of this 1188-nucleotide messenger RNA. The record is from the annotation of a GenBank genome assembly. NCBI's taxonomy places the organism in Eukaryota, Viridiplantae, Streptophyta, Zygnematophyceae, Desmidiales, Closteriaceae.
AUGCAACACCUGACAAAGGACUUUACGGAACACCUGAAGAAACUCCUAUUGCAUCACUGGGCCUCUCUGCGGAGCCGCGUGCACCUGCCAGCCGCCACAGGGUACCUGGGAGUUACCCUCAAGGCGCCCGGCCGGUACCAGGCUCGCAUGCUGGCGCGCGAUGGGACACGUCAGCGCCACGUGGGUUUCUAUGCCACUGCUGAGGAGGCUGCGCUGGCGUAUGACGUGGCAGUGCUGCGCGUGCAUGGCGCUCAGGCGAAGCUGAAUUUCCCUGCGGAUGAGCGGAGAGGGGAGGGCGGGAAGGAGGCGCCGAGUGGGGGCGGUGAUGUGGCAGGUCAAAAUUUGGAGAAAUUGGACGGUUCGUUGUUGUCCCCCCGGCGGGAAGCUGGUGCAGAAGCUGCAGGUGAGGGUGGGGCCGAAGCUGACGGCGAGGCUCGGAUAAGCGUGCAGAAAGCAGCAGUGAAUGGGGACGAGAAGGGCAGGGAGGAGAAGGACAAGGGGUUGACCCCGUCAGAACCCCCUCCCCCAGGUGUCACCUCGUCCCCAACGCUACCUCCCCCAAUGCUGCCUCCCCCAAUGCUACCUCCCCCAGUCCCCUCCUCCACAGUCAGUCGCAAGGUAAGGAAACGCCACCCCCCUGGGCCCCGCCCCUCUGCGCUCGCCCCAUCUGCCUCCAAAAACGCUACUCAGGUGUUCUCUCAGGUGCCCCUUCAGGUGCCAGCUGGCCAGGUGUUUUCUCAGGUGACUUCUCAGGUGCCGGAUGGUCAGGUGUUUUCUGAGGUGCAGGUGGGGAGUGAGGGAGGAGGGGUUGGAGUGAGGGUGGUGGGUGAGGAGCCUGAGAGGAGUGCAAUGGAGACGGUUCGGGUGACAGUUGGGGAGGUGACUAUAACGGGGGCAGUGGGGGAAGUGUGUGUGGUGGGGGCAGUGGAAGGAAAAGAGGGACAGAAGCAGGGAGAGACUGCCGCAGGUCGAGCUGCCAGGUGUCAGCAGGUGAUUGGGCCAGAGAGUAACGCUGUGGUGGUCGGUGAGAGGAGUGAGACGCGAGGGAACGGACAGGUGGAGAGCGGUGGGGAUGGGAGUGGCGGAGUUGAGAGCGGUGGUGCUGGGGGCAGUGCGGCACAGGGUGAAGGAGGGAGGGGGAGGGGUAGAAUCAGGAAGAGGCAAAGAGCAGGGGCAUGGAAGGGCUAA